UCAUUUCACGAACAGCUUGCUCGUUUGUCUCUUUUUCUCGACAAAGGCAACCUUACCUUGUUACGCAACAAAGACGCCCUGCUCUGUCCUUCUACGCAGUUGAGUGGCAAGAUGAGCGAAGAUGAGCAGCGACCUAUCAAUGAUAGCAGAGCCUACGAGUUGGUGAAGAGUCUACGAGUGAGCUUUAAUUCGGGGAAGACGAGAAGCUACGCCUGGAGAGCUUUUCAAUUGAAGGGCAUCAUCCGGAUGAUGGACGAGAAGGAAGAGGAAAUCAUGAAUGCGCUCCAUGCCGAUCUUUCUAAGCCCCGACUCGAGUCUUUUGUCCACGAGAUUUCAUUGGCAAAAUCUACUUGCUCGUUGGCUCUAAAAGAAUUGCAGCAAUGGAUGAAACCCGAGAAGGUGUCGAGUAUACUAACAGCCUUCCCCUCAUCAGCAGAGAUUUUACCAGAGCCCCUGGGUGUUGUGCUGAUUAUUUCAGCUUGGAACUAUCCUUUCUUGCUCGCUAUUGAUCCUGUCAUAGGAGCUAUUGCAGCGGGUAAUUCUGUUGUCCUAAAGCCAUCAGAAAUUGCUCCAUCCACAUCAGCUUUGUUUGCUAGAUUAUUACCGAAGUAUAUAGAUAACUCUUGUAUUAAAGUUGUUGAGGGCACUGUUCCUGAAACUACUGCACUUUUGGAACAUAAAUGGGACAAAAUACUUUAUACAGGAAAUGCAAAAGUUGGACGCAUUAUUAUGGCUGCAGCUGCAAAGCAUUUAACUCCUAUAGUUUUGGAACUUGGUGGAAAAUGUCCUGUUGUUGUGGAUUCCAACGUUGACUUAAAAGUUGCAUCAAAAAGGAUUGUUGUUGGCAAGUGGGGGUCCAACAAUGGUCAAGCUUGCAUCGCACCCGAUUAUAUCAUUACAACAAAAUCUUUUGCUCCACAAUUGGUGGACGCUUUAAAAAUCUCUCUCAAGUCAUUCUAUGGGGAGAAUCCUAUGCAGUCUGAGGAUCUAUCUCGUAUUGUGAAUUCCAAUCACUUCGCACGCAUAAUAAGGCUUCUAGACGAUGAGAAAAUUUCAGGAAAGAUCAUUCAUGGUGGAGAGAGGGAUGAGAAGCUUCUAAAGAUUGCUCCUACUCUCCUAUUAGACGUUCCAGAUGAUUCUUUGAUAAUGCAGGAGGAGAUCUUUGGUCCCUUGCUUCCUAUUGUUACUGUUGACAACAUAGAAGAGAGUAUUGACUUGAUAAACUCAAAGCCAAAACCUCUCAGCGCUUACCUCUUCACAAAGAACAAGAAAUUGGAAGAAAAAUUUGUCAGAGCUGUCUCUGCUGGUGGUUUGCUUAUCAAUGACACAAUCAUGCAUUUUGCGAAUCCUAAUCUGCCAUUCGGAGGGGUAGGAGAGAGCGGAAUUGGUGCAUAUCAUGGCAAAUUUUCAUUUGAUGCCUUCAGCCACAGGAAGGCUGUUCUACACCGGAGCUUUGGUGGGGAAGUAUCUGCAAGAUAUCCUCCUUAUACAGCACAGAAACAGAAGUUUCUAAGGGCUCUUCUUUCUGGCGACAUCAUAGGUGUCAUUCUAGCUAUCAUUGGCUUUCCCAGGUCUUGAUUAUUAGGUCUUUUUUGUCUUGGGAAGACAUUUGCAGAGGCUCUAAUCUUAUUGAAAGGUCGUUGGAACGUAUAUCAUAAUAGUCAUUGUGCAUGAUUGUAUCCUUCGUGUGUGGUAUCUUUGGUACCAUUUUUGUAAUAAACAUUGCCAGUUUUUAAAUAUUUAUGAUUACAAUAAUUCUGAGAUUGUUCA
Messenger RNA from Dendrobium catenatum, 1770 nucleotides. RefSeq names its product aldehyde dehydrogenase family 3 member H1-like. Bases 112 to 1578 code for a protein of 488 amino acids. The record is from RefSeq and is a predicted model, not a curated record. Lineage: Eukaryota; Viridiplantae; Streptophyta; Magnoliopsida; Asparagales; Orchidaceae. Gene Ontology annotation, molecular function: aldehyde dehydrogenase (NAD+) activity. The transcript has 10 exons. Gene Ontology annotation, biological process: aldehyde metabolic process. Gene Ontology annotation, cellular component: cytoplasm.